Darwinula stevensoni is the source of this 1506-nucleotide messenger RNA. The record is from the annotation of a GenBank genome assembly. NCBI's taxonomy places the organism in Eukaryota, Metazoa, Arthropoda, Ostracoda, Podocopida, Darwinulidae.
AUGCCAUUCAAUGAGACCGAGCUGCAGAGAAUCAGUGGGAUUCUUCGAGACGUCUGCCUGGGCCUCUUGGAGGUCCUGCACCCUGAUGCCAAGCUUCUUGGAAAUGUACUCAGCACCACCUCUAGGAGUUUGCUAAUGCCAUUCAAUGAGACCGAGCUGCAGAGAAUCAGUGGGAUUCUUCGAGAUGUCUGCCUGGGCCUCUUGGAGGUCCUGCACCCUGAUGCCAAGCUUCUUGGAAAUGUACUCAGUCUUCACAGAGAAAGGCAAUGGAAGCAUCUCUUCAAGGAAAAAGAAGACCAUCAGGGAGAAGCAGUGAACUUCCUGCAUGGUCCAUCCAUCAUCAUCAAGAUUCGGAGGGACCAUAUUUAUGAAGAUGCCUUUGAUCGCCUAUCUCCAGAAAAUGAGCCAAACCUCAAAUUGGUGAUGAGGGUAACACUGAUGAAUGCUGUUGGCCUGGAUGAAGCUGGGAUUGAUGGAGGUGGAAUAUUUAGAGAAUUUCUGUCUGAGUUGCUCAAGACUGCUUUUGACCCAAAUCUGGGAUUCUUCAGCCUCACUCAGGAAAACACUCUGUAUCCCAGCCCACACAUCCGUGCAUUGGAACCUGACUUCCAGAAACAUUACUUUUUCAUUGGACGGGUAUUGGGAAAGGCCUUGUAUGAGAAUCUGCUGGUGGAGAUCCCCCUGGCAAGCUUCUUCCUUUUCAAGCUGCUAGGCAAGGGAGAUAGUGUGGACAUUCACUACCUGAAAAGCCUGGACCCUGUGGUCUAUAGGAACCUUUUGGAGCUUCGCACUUAUGAGGGCGAUGUCUCUGAGCUGGAUCUUGACUUCACAACUGUGUCUGAAAUUCUGGGACAGGCUGAGGUGAUUGAGUUGAAACCUGGAGGGAGGAGUAUGCCAGUGACAUCUUCCAAUGUCAUAGAAUACAUCCACCUGAUGGCAGAUUACAGGCUGAAUGUAGAGAUCCGAAGCCAAUGCAUAGCAUUCAAGAAGGGACUGGAAGAUGUUCUAUCAUUAGAUUGGCUUGCCAUGUUUAGCCCUGCUGAAUUCCAGACCCUUAUUUCAGGUGCUUCUAUACCUGUGGACAUUGCCAAUCUUCAGGAGUUCACCAAGUAUGGUGGUGGGUAUUCAGCUGAUCAUCUGGUCAUCAAGAGUUUCUGGCGAGUGGUGUCAGGAUUCUCAGACCGUCAGAAAUCCCAACUCUUGAAAUUUGUGACAUCAUGUUCCCGUCCACCUCUCCUCGGUUUCAAGGAGCUUCAUCCCCCGUUCUGCAUUCAGAGUGCUGGCCAAGACCUCGAACGUCUCCCAUCAGCAUCCACUUGCAUGAACCUCCUCAAGUUGCCUGAAUAUCGAACUGAGGAAGUUCUUCGUGAGAAGCUCCUGUAUGCCAUCGAGUCUGGAGCUGGCUUUGAGCUCAGUUAGAUGACAGAUUCUUCUCAAAGGUCCCCAUGGUGAUUACAUGUCAUUUUGUGAUAGCUGUUUGCCCUAAUAAAUGAAUCAAUAACUAUA